This is a messenger RNA of Akanthomyces muscarius, 1110 nucleotides long. RefSeq lists its product as uncharacterized. Lineage: Eukaryota; Fungi; Ascomycota; Sordariomycetes; Hypocreales; Cordycipitaceae. The record is from RefSeq and is a predicted model, not a curated record. The transcript is spliced from 2 exons. The coding region runs from base 1 to 1110 and encodes 369 amino acids.
AUGGUAUACGUCGCCCAUGGCUCCCCGGAGCUCGACGCGCAGUCGCAGUACAAGAUGAUCAUCGCCGUCUGCGUCGUCAUGUCUUCGCUGGCCACCAUCAUUGUCGGCGCGCGCCUCUACAUCCGCAAGAAGAACAACCGCAUCGCGGGCGACGACUGGAUGUCGAUCCUCUCCCUCAUCUUCGCCAUUGCCUACUCGAUCCUCUGCAUCGUGCAGACAAAGUACGGCCUCGGCCUGCUGCCCGCCAAGCGGCCCAAAGCCAACAUCACCGCGUACACGCGUGUCAACUACGCCGGCCGCCCCAUCUACCAGGUCGGCAUCAGCUUCUUCAAGAUUGCCCUGCUCAUCAGCUACCUGCGCCUGCUGCAGGGCACCGACAAUCGCAUUUACCGCAUGGUCGUCUGGGGCACCAUUGCCUUUGUCUUUUUGAACCACUUUGGCAGCGCCCUUGCCCUCAUCUUCAACUGCAAUCCGAUUGACAAGUCGUGGAACCCUGAAAAGUCGGGCACCUGCCUGCCCGCCGUCGCCUCGUUUACCGCCUACGCCGUGCUCACCAUCAUCUCGGACGUGCUCGUCGCCGUGCUGCCGAUCCCCGUGCUGCUCAAGCUCAACAUCCGGCUGGAGAAGAAGCUCGGCCUGAUGGGCAUCUUCGCGCUGGGCCUGUUCACGACGCUGUGCUCCAUCCUGCGGUACACGCAGAUCAACCGGAUCCAGUAUGGCGACCACGACUCGACCAUGCUCGUCGUCUGGGGCGUCAUCGAGUUCAACGUCGGCAACAUGGUCUCGUCGCUGCCCUUCCUCGCGCCCGUCUGCCUGCGCAAGGCCAAGGACUACCGCACCAAGCACUCCAAGUACGCCUACGGCUCGCACGGCGACAAGAGCAAGAGCCGCGGCGGCCCCGGCGGCAUCAAGGGCAGCGAGGCCUACAAGCUCACCGACGUCUCCCAGGACCGCAGCGCCUUUGCCGCCUCGCAGACGCACGCCUCGUCGGGCAGCGAGGAGAACAUCCUGCAGAAGAACAAUGCCAUUAUGAAGUCGGUCACGUACAGCGUCCGCGUCGAGGACGACGACGAGCACAUUGGCCACGCCCAGCCGGCAAACCACAUCUAA